Molecule: messenger RNA, 2121 nt
Organism: Trichogramma pretiosum
Lineage: Eukaryota; Metazoa; Arthropoda; Insecta; Hymenoptera; Trichogrammatidae
Product: glucose dehydrogenase [FAD, quinone]-like
Exons: 3
Coding region: 45-1952 (635 amino acids)
Molecular function (GO): flavin adenine dinucleotide binding; oxidoreductase activity, acting on CH-OH group of donors
Source: RefSeq, a predicted model, not a curated record
GGCUACAUCUUAUCUCUGUAAAGCAGUCGCGCAGCAUCUCCGCUAUGGCGAGGUACUGCUUCCUUUUUCUCAGCUCCGUGCUGUUAUCGACAAAUCUCGUACUCGGCGAUCUCAAAAAAGAUGCACCAAAUUUCAUUCGUUUGAUCGAGAGCGCGGAAAUGUUCACGGAGGACUUCAUCGAGGACGCCAAGCAAGAGGUCGUCGAUUCAACCCCCGAGGAUCAGGAGGAGUACGACUUCGUGGUCGUUGGUGCGGGAGCUUCGGGCGCCGUCAUAGCAGCCAGGCUCAGCGAAGAACAGAACGCCAGCGUCUUGCUAAUCGAGCGCGGUGGCCACGAGCAGCUCGUCAUGGAUAUUCCAGCUUUGGCCAUAUUUCUCAUGUACAAUCCAUUUUGGCAUUGGAAUUAUUAUAGCGAACCGUCGCGCACUUACUGCUUGGGAUUUAAAAAUCGACAGUGUAGAAUGCCUGUGGGUCAAGUUAUGGGUGGCUCGAGCUCGGUCAACUGGAUGAUCGCUACCAGGGGUAACAGAUAUGAUUACGAUGAGUGGGCAGAAAUAACUGGAGACGACAGCUGGGCCUACGACAAUAUGUUAAAGUACUUUAAGAAAUUAGAGAAAUUCGAAGUGAAUUUGACGGAAUAUGAAGAUCAGCUACACAACUUUGACGGCCCGGUAAACAUUUGCAACGUGCAGCAUCGCACGCCACUCGUCGACGCUUUUGUCGAAGCCGGACACGAGAUGGGCUUUCCACCGCUCGAUUAUAACGGCCGCAAGCAAACGGGUUUCUCCUACGUGCAAACCAACCAAGUCAACGGCGAGCGACUGAGCUCCAAUCGGGCCUAUUUGCAUUCGGCGCGAGCCCGGCCGAAUCUGAAGCUAAGUAUGCAUAGUCACGUGAACAAGAUUCUGAUCGAUCCAUCGACCAAGCGGGCUUACGGAGUCGAGUUGACGAAGCACGAUUUGGGCACGCCAACCACGACGCUCAAGGUGAUCGCCAGAAAGGAGGUGAUUCUCUGCGCCGGUGCAAUAGGCACCCCGAAACUCUUGAUGCUGUCUGGUAUUGGACCAGCUGAGCAUUUGAAAAGCCAUAGAAUACCGGUGUUGAAGGACGCUCGGGUGGGCAAAAAUUUGAUGGAUCACAUAGCUUACGGUGGACUGACAUUUUUGGUAAACGAUACGGUCAGUUUGGACAUUCGCAGUGCUCUGCAAGUAACGAGAGACGAAGCUUUUCCCGAAUACUUUGAGAACAGAACUGGACCGGGUACGGUGUUGUCCGGCAUCGAAGGCCUGGGUUAUAUCAAUACCGACGAUUUGAACGCCGACAACGAACGCCCCAACAUCGAGUUCAUGUUCGGUGGUGUCCACGUGGCAACCCACCCUCUGCUGCACAUACCCUUCAAAUUCCAGGAGAAGCACUGGGUCAGGUAUUUCAAGCCGAACACGUACGAGCCCGGUUGGCUCAUAUGGCCCAUGUUGAUGAAGCCCAAGAGUCGAGGGGAAAUAUUGUUGAGAAGCACUGAUCCAAAGGAUACCCCUAAAAUCAUAACGAACUAUCUGACUGAUCCCGACGACGUCCGAGUUUCGGUCAAAGGUAUCAGAGUGGCGAUCGAAGUUAGCAAGACCCAAGCUAUGCAAAAGUACGGUACGAAAUUAUACGACAAGAUAGUCCCGGGUUGCGAGAGGCAUCAAUACGACUCGGACAAGUAUUGGGAGUGCGCCCUGCGAACUUACACGAUUACGCUAUGGCACUUCAGUGGUACCUGUAGAAUGGGAAGAGACGAUGACGACGAGGCCGUAGUAGAUUCUCGAGGACUGGUCAAAGGAAUACAGAAUUUGAGGGUGGCCGACGCUUCAAUUAUGCCCGUAGUGCCUACAGCGCAUCUGAAUGUUCCGACGAUGGCAGUCGCGGAGGCUAUCGCAGACAAAGUAAAAGCUCAUUGGAGAUACAUUUAGGUGGCAUAAUUUACAUUCGAGCUGGAAGAUAUUACUGAGGGAUUUUCAAUAAUUUUUUUACAGUCGAUAACUGCGUAAUAAAUUGAGCUGAAAUUUUUUUUAAAAGUAAUUCUUUUUUCAUUUAAAUCUGUGGAUUUGUGUUUUAAUGGCAUGAUUAGGUUACGUAAAA